Aureococcus anophagefferens is the source of this 303-nucleotide messenger RNA. RefSeq lists its product as hypothetical. Bases 1 to 303 code for a protein of 100 amino acids. Lineage: Eukaryota; Pelagophyceae; Pelagomonadales; Pelagomonadaceae. The record is from RefSeq and is a predicted model, not a curated record. The transcript has a single exon.
AUGCCGCCGCGGACCCGCGCGGGCGCGGCCGGCGGCGGCGACGGCGACGACGAGCCGACGCUCCUCAGCAUCGUCGAGCUGAACAAGCUCUUCAAAGACGUCGUCAUCUUCACGCCGCAGAGCGGCGUCCAUGACGCGAACAAGGCCCUCUUCAGGGCCUGGACGCGGUCGAUCAUGCUCCACGCGCCCGUGCUCGAAAUCGUCGGACGGCACGCCAAGGCCGACUUCGGAGACAUCUACGACGGCGAGUGGGCCAAGAUCGACCAGUCCGAGCGGCCGCAGGCCGAGCACAUGCUCGCCUAG